Melanotaenia boesemani (Boeseman's rainbowfish) is the source of this 2054-nucleotide messenger RNA. It is a transcript of the gene acat2, whose product is annotated as acetyl-CoA acetyltransferase 2. Lineage: Eukaryota; Metazoa; Chordata; Actinopteri; Atheriniformes; Melanotaeniidae. The record is from RefSeq and is a predicted model, not a curated record. The coding region runs from base 100 to 1287 and encodes 395 amino acids. Gene Ontology annotation, biological process: fatty acid beta-oxidation. The transcript has 9 exons. Gene Ontology annotation, molecular function: acetyl-CoA C-acetyltransferase activity.
CAAAUCAAGCGUUCAAGCAGUGAGUUGUGUGCAGUGCGUUGUGCGACUGGGUAGACAGCGGGAAGUGGGGACUCCAACUACAACCUUCUCUUAAUCAAGAUGAACUCCGAAUCUGUUGUCAUCGUUUCUGCUGCACGAACUCCGAUAGGGUCUUUGAAUGGUGCGCUGUCCAUGGUGCCUUUGCAUGACCUGUGUUCAGUAGUGAUCAAGGAUGUUCUGAAGCGGGCAGGGGUGAAGCCAGAUGAGGUCUCUGAGGUUAUUAUGGGACAUGUCCUGACUGCAGGUCAAGGUCAGAACCCAGCUCGAAAAGCUAGUGUUGGGGCAGGUAUUCCCUACCUUGUUCCUGCAUGGAGCUGCCAGAUGGUUUGUGGCUCUGGACUUAAAGCUGUGUGUCUGGGAGCUCAGUCUAUCCAGGUUGGGGAAUCCACUGUAGUUGUGGCAGGAGGCAUGGAGAGUAUGAGUAGGGCUCCUCACACAGUGCAAAUGAGAGCAGGAGUAAAAAUGGGUGAUGCCUCCCUGCAGGACUCCAUGGUGGCUGAUGGCCUGACGGAUGCUUUCCAUGGGUACCACAUGGGUGUAACAGCUGAGAAUGUGGCAAAGCAGUGGGCAGUCAGUAGAGAGGAGCAGGACCGGUUCGCUCUUCAGUCUCAGAAUAGAACAGAGGCUGCACAGAAAGCAGGACAUUUCGAUCAGGAGAUUGUUCCCAUCAUGGUGCCAUCAAGAAAAGGCACAGUGGAGGUGAAGGCUGAUGAGUUUCCUCGACAUGGCAGCAACAUGGAUAGCAUGUCCAAACUCAGACCUUGCUUCAUCAAAGACGGCAGCGGCUCAGUCACUGCUGGAAACGCUUCAGGUAUAAAUGAUGGGGCAGCAGCAACUGUCUUAAUGAGCCAAUCAGAGGCUGUGAGGCGGGGUGUAAAGCCCAUGGCCAAAAUAGUAUCAUGGGCUCAAGCUGGUCUUGACCCAUCAGUCAUGGGAACUGGGCCAAUACCAGCUAUCAGGAAAGCGGUUGAGAAAGCUGGCUGGCAACUGGACCAGGUUGAUUUAUUUGAGAUCAAUGAAGCCUUUGCUGCACAGUCAAUUGCUGUGGUCAAAGAGCUCGGCCUAAAGGAAGAUAAGGUGAAUGUGAGCGGUGGUGCCAUUGCUCUGGGCCACCCUAUUGGCAUGUCUGGCUGCAGAGUGCUGGUGACCUUGCUGCACGCACUCCACAGGACUGGAGGACAGAAAGGAGUGGCAUCCCUCUGCAUUGGAGGAGGGAUGGGUGUAGCAAUGUGUGUGGAGAGGCUUUAAAAAAAAAAAAGGCUAUCUCAUGCCACUCGACAGAUUGCACUUUAAUCUUCUGAAAAUAAGGGAUAAUGAAUUCUAAUGUUUACUCUGAAUAGUUAAGUGUGAAAGAUGUGAUUUACAUAGCUUAUUCUAGUCCCUGUACUUAAGGCAAAGUAGUAUGUUGUGAGCUAACCUAAGAUGGCCAUUCUCACUGUGAAAUUUGUUUUAAUUCCUCAGGUUUUAGCUGUUUAAUGAAUGUGACUAAAAGCUAGGUCUUAAAUAUCUGGUAAGGGAUCAAAUUAUAUAAAUCUUGUUUACGGUUGGCCAGUACAUAAGUGUUAGUUUGAUUCUUAUAAGUUGGCAAUAGAUGUAGAUAACAUGGAAUAGAAAUACUGCAGGCAGAAACUGUGGGCAAGACAAAAUUUUAAGUAAUUUUCAUUAAAAACCAGCUGCUUUCAGCAUUUAAUACAACAGAGGACAGUGAAACACUACAACAGAAAAGCUAAAUGUGCAGUACAGGCAGACUUUGGUGGACUUGCUAACUUCUUGCUAUAUUUUUAUGUAAUAUACUAUGGUUAUGUGUUCUCUGAAGAAGCUUAUACUGAUCAACAUUCCAGCAUGGUCUAAAGGAGUAAAUUAAACUUUCUUCACAGGAGCUGUGCAGACAGCUUUGAACCAUCUCUAAGUGCCAUGAUUUGUAUGCUUGCCUUCUCUUACCUAGUGCUUCCUGUACACGGGCAUGUUAAUGUUACUGUAAUCUGACUGUUAUCCUAUUAAAGAGUGACGAGCCA